CACCACGGAGACGCAACACCAAGUGAAGGGUGCUCUCCUUCUGGAUAUUGUAGUCGGAGAGGGUGCGGCCGUCCUCGAGCUGCUUGCCGGCGAAGAUGAGGCGCUGCUGGUCAGGGGGGAUGCCCUCCUUGUCCUGGAUCUUUGACUUCACAUUGUCGAUAGUAUCGCUGGACUCCACCUCAAGGGUGAUAGUCUUGCCCGUGAGGGUCUUCACGAAGAUCUGCAUGAUUGCCUGCUGAAGUGUGAGGAAGUGUGUCAGACGCCAAAGGAAAUUCUCUCCCGAAACGAAAAUGUUGCGUGGGGUGAAGUGUGGAAAGUUUGGCAAGCGCCCGCGCUCCAAGCUUUCCCGGCCACAACGCCGGAAAACUCGUGCUCGGGGGCGCUGCAAGCUCGGGAGAACAAGAUUGGGCAUCGUCAGGGAACAAGUGCAAGGAACUGCAGAGCACAGCGAAAUCGCAACAUCGUGCAGACGUACCUAGACACAAGUGUCUUCCUCAGCAAUCUGUAGAUGGUGUGAAGGUGGUGCUUGAAGGAGAGCGGAAUGGUAGGAAUUUCGAGGCGCGGGCUUGAAG
Messenger RNA from Lasiosphaeria miniovina, 572 nucleotides. RefSeq lists its product as uncharacterized. Lineage: Eukaryota; Fungi; Ascomycota; Sordariomycetes; Sordariales; Lasiosphaeriaceae. The record is from RefSeq and is a predicted model, not a curated record. The coding region runs from base 291 to 479 and encodes 62 amino acids. The transcript has a single exon.